Molecule: messenger RNA, 5873 nt
Organism: Vitrella brassicaformis
Lineage: Eukaryota; Vitrellaceae
Source: the annotation of a GenBank genome assembly
CAUCCAUCCAUCGGUUGGUUAGUCAGCCCCCACUUACCUCACCGGUGGGUGACCCACCAACACGAACCAACCAACGAGAAAAACAGAGAGCCCUCUCCUCUCUCUCUCGGCCACACGCACCAAUCGCAUCGUCUCGCAUCACGCGGCAUCGUCAGCCGGCUGACCGCUGGCCGGGAGAACGAACACCAUCCAUCUCCACCCAUCCUAUCACCUACUAUGGAAGCUGCACGCACCGUACGAAAAAGGGUACACGGUGUCUACCCACCCACAACACCCACACACUGUGGCACACCGUGUUCGCUUAUUCAUUCCCCAGCGAUCUCUCUGAGACGUACGGGGGUUCGACCCUUCCUUCAGCUUUUGCUAUCAAUGCUAGACUACACACAAAUGCAUCCAUGUGUUCCUUCCUCGCCCCUUGCUUGUCUGUCAGGCAGACAGGUAGGCAGGCAGUAUUGACAAAAUCUACACAGGCAGGCAGCCAGCCAGCCAUGUCCGGCACGGCCCCCUCUCUCCUCUCCCUCGCUCCAUUCCCCUGUCUGUCUGUCUGUCUAUCUGUCUGUGUAGAUGAAUUGUUAGGUGUACAUGACAGGUGCCGGUCGGUCAAAAAUCUCCCACCCCACCCCACCCCACCGCCCUCUCUCCUCUCCCCUCUGACGUACGUCAAAACAUGGAGCGUCCCCCCCGCCACUCCCCGCCACUCCCCUGCUGUCUUCGCCUCAUGACGUGGUGCACCUCCGGCGGCCGCCGCCUCGGGUGAGUGUUGUGCGGUGGCCAUGAGUGCCGCCUCGUUCUCAUCCCCCGCUCCCGCAGCCAUCUUGACACGUCUCUGAACUGUUCCCGGAACAUGUUGGGGAGCAGGAAGCCGACUGAAGAUGACUGCUUGUCGUGCUGCUGCUGCUGCUGCUGGUGUCUUGAAGAACCAUCGUUGCUGUUGCUGUUGCUGCUGGCCUGUUGGUGCUGGUGGCGUUGAUGGGCAUCGUUAGCUGAUGGUGUGGUGGUGGCCUUGUCGGUGUCGGUGCUGCCCGCGCCGCCAGAGACCGCAUGAGGGAUGAUUGGUGGGUCCCGUGAGGACGGGAACAGAGAGGGCAGCCUCCUCUGUGCCCCUGCUGCCGUGGUGUUGACCCUCUCGCUAUCUCUCCUCUGCGGCCUGAGAAAGGACACCACCCGGCUCCCCUGCUGUGUGUCGUUGCCGUUGACGACCGACUUGGUCACACCGGCCCCCCUGAAGCGGAAGCGAGAUGUGUUUGUGGGCGAUAGGGGUUCGAUGAGCAGCUGCAGGACGGUCUCUGUGAGGCCGAUCCGCUUCCUCUCCCCCUGCGUCUCGUCCCACUUCCAAAUGGGCUGCCGUCGGGUGAGGAAGGCGCCCAGCGAUCCCCGCUCCUGCAUGGUCAAGUUGACGUGGUCGAACAGGGGCAGCAGCAGGGGGAAAGACGUGGAGGUGUUGGUGUUGGCUGCUGUGGGUGUGCUGGAUAGGAGGAUGUCCUCGAGCCGCCACUGUGUGGUGCCUGUGCCGGGUGGGAUCAGCCACCGCCACGUGGUCGUGUUGGCAGGCUCAUCGGACGGCACCAACGACAGACGGAACCUACAGGGAGCGGUCCGAUCCAUGCAGCCAUUGGCUCGCGGCACAGCAAGCUAAGCUAAGCUUGUGAAGGGGAGGAAGGGUGUGGGUGUGUACCGUGCUUUCUCUGCGCUCCUGAGUAUCCUCAUGAGGUUCACGCGCAUGCCCCGAACGAAACGGUCCUGGUCGCUAGACACUGCACAAACCACACAUCACAUGUGGUACCUGGUGUCCGUGUCGUACGUGUGUGUGGUGUGGCCCACUGACUGACUGACUCACUCACCCUUGACAUUGGCCCAGUCGAAUGCCUCCUUGCCGGCCAGGAAGUCAUUCUGCGCUGCGAUUUCGCGACUGGCCCCUGCCAGGUACCUCACGAGGUCUCCGUGUCGGCCCCGCCCCAGCCAGGAGUGCAGCUCAGCCAGCCGACGAUCCAACAUACCCCUACACGACGUGUAGUCAGUGUACCCACGCGCAGAGCACAAAUGUGUGGCAGUCGAUGCGAUGCGUGAGUGUGUGAGUGUGUGAGAGCUUUGCAUUGCACGUGCCUGAAGUCUUGCGCCAUGGCUUUGGGUACGGUGGCGGCCUCGAUGAAGCGGGUCGUUGCUGCCUCCCAUGACAAGGCGAACCUGUGUGGGGUGGGCCCAGAUGCGCAGGGGGGAAGGACACAGAUGCGUGGCGGUUUGGGGUGCUGUGCAUAUCUUAUCUAUCAUGUGGGAUACCUACCUUUCGGACUGUGAGAGCGGCACUGGAUUGUUCUUUAGCGCCCACACCAGAUUGGCUGCAAACUCCUGUCAAGGCCACCACACACACCACACACACACAGAUUCGCCCAACCUCCAUCACCAUCCCAUCUCCCCCGUGGCAGCCACGGACCUCUUUGUCUCUGUAGGUCAGGCAGUUCCUGAACUGCUCAAAGAAGGUGUUGGACGGGUGUCGCGGGAUGAUGAUGAACUUGCCCAUGGCCAGGGCCUCUGCAGAGGUGGUGCACAGCACCUCGCUGAUCGACGGAUUCACAAACACCUGAAUGACAGACAAAAGAUCGCGUGUGUGUACGCAGGAAAGCAUCCAGAGCAAGAAGUGUCUCGAUUGCCGCAUCGCAUGUGUGUGAUGUGAGGCUGGCUGACCUUGUAGUCUUUGCAGUGAGCGUGGUCGACGCCCGGGAAGAAGUGUACAGGCACCUUCAUGCGGUGGGCCGUUUGCUGCAACCGACCGACGAUCACAUUAAUCACACACCACACCCAGACAGAAACAGAAAUAAAUGCGUCUCUGUGCUGUGGAUGGCCUCUCCCUCCCUCCCUCCGUCCCUCAGUAAGUCACUUUGAUGCUGUGCUCGUCAGGUCCGCUGCCGUACACAUCCACACUGACGUGCCCCGCGCCGUUAGCACGCCGCCUCGUGUACUUGAGCAGAUCAAACAACAUGUCAUGGCUGCAUACCAGACACACAGACAGCAGUACAAUAAAUACGAUAUGCAUCCCUGCCCGUGCUUGGGUCACUGACCCCUUUGCCCAGAGCGCCUUUCCGAUGAAGUAGGCCCCCUUGCUGAAUCCCCUGACGGCCGCCUCGUCGCCUAUCUGGAGGAAGUCGUCCCGCACGCCGUGGACGUUGCAGGUGACCUCCUUCUCGGGGGCGAACCGCUGGAGUGUGUCCGAGAGCUUGAUGAUGCGGUCGCAGUAGGAGCGGCACAUCCACUGGUUCAUCACAUACAGAAAUGGCUCCUUGAUGAAACCAGCCGUCUGAUCGAUGAGAUUAAUGCACACACACACACACACACACACAUGCACCACACGGUGGAUGCAGUGCAGAUGGCGGUGGGGGAGGGUGGGGGAGGCAUCCCCCCCAUCUAUAUAUGCCAUCCAUCUGUAGUGUACGUACCUCUGUGCGUGCGUAUUUGACGUAGUUGGUGUGGAUGACGCCGACGACGUGUUUGAACUUGGCGGGCCACGAGGGGAUGGAGUCACCCACAGCUCUGCAGACACCGCACCGCACCGCACCAAACCCAUACACACAACACACGUGAGUGACGUGUAGCCUAGCCCCAGCCACGUGACGUGAAUGUGUGAACGAACGGACGCACCGACACGCUGGUGCGUGUGGAUGAAUGGAUGGAUGGGUACGUACCUGUACCAGUUGAGGUGUUCAGGUUCCUCGAGAAUGCAGACGUCGGCCUCCUCGUCGGGGAUCAGCUGAGUUAUGUCGCCCAUCGGGAAUAUACUACCGAACUCGCUGUGAUACUGCAUAUAAUAUACAGCCACAGACACCCACAGACAGAACGACGAAACCAACGAAUGAAUACGACCAGAUAGCUUAACAUAGUCCAUCUGUCUGCGUGUUGGCCUGGCUCCCCUCCCGUUCAUCCCUCCCACCCUGCUGCGGUAGAACUUGAUCUGCAGCUCUUCGGCCUCCUCAGCCAUGCCCGCACUCUCAGACAGCCACUCCUUCACAUACCUAUAGAUAGCACCAACACAACACACGCAGGUCAGUCAGGUGAUGGGUUGGCUGUCAUGUGAUUGAUGUCUCUGUAGCUAUCUAUCUAGUAUCUAUCUGGUGGAGGGAGGCUGUUAUGUUGCUCACCCACCUGGCCUGUUCGUCCUGUGUCUUGAAUCGUUUGCCCUUUGGGAAGACGAUGCCCUGCUGGUCCUCCUCCAGCCACGGCAGCAGCAACGUCACAUACCUACACACACACACACACGUUUGCCCCUGUACACAUACGGCCACACUCGCCCCUUCCCUGUCUGUCUGUGCAUAUGCACUAUACUUGGAGGGUCUCCCCCUAGUGAGGUAUGCUGCCCUGAGCAGUGGGUUGACGGCCGUGCCGGUGCGCCACGGGAGGCUGGCCGUCGUCACCACACAUAUCCGCCGGUUGGGGCUCGACAUGUCGCUGCUCGGCGCUAUCUCGCCCGUCCACAGCACCGUAUCUGCAUCGCAGCCGUCCAGUCCACACAUUCAAUGAAUGAAAUGAACAGCUGUCGUCUGAGGAUAUGCCUACCAGAGGUCCCCUCAGUGCCCAUCUCCUCCAGCCACGGCAGCAGCGGUCCGGCCGAGAGGGUCGCCGGCCGCCUGGCGUCGUUGAGUGCCGUGGACAGGAGCUCGUUGAAGAGGGUGGCGAUGCUCCGCGUGCUCAUGUUUUUACUCCCGCCGCCCUCCCGCGACAGCCAGUCGAACUCAAUCUUGCCCCACUGGUCGUUUGUCGCGGUGCUGCUGAUGUUCCACAGGUCGCCGUAUUGCUCUCCCAGCAGCGUAGCCAUGAAGGUGUUGGGCCCGAUGAAGCUCUGUGUGAGUGACUCCCACGUGAGGUUGGGCAGCAGCUCGCUGCCGUCCAUCUCCCCGGUGAGCAGGGGGCGGGAGAACAAAGUGGGUGGCGACGGGGUGUAGGUGGCGUUGCCUGCCCUGGCCCUGUCCUGUCGCGACUUGUCGAAGCCAUGGGAGAGGAAGGUGAUGGCGUCGCUGAUUGCCCACACGUCGUCGCCCGAGUCGCCCUUCCGCGCCUUACUCACCGACCAGUUGCCCGCCAGUCGCUCAAACAAGUCGUCCCCGCGCCGCCCGCUGCGUUGGUCGUCGGGGCUCAUGACGGCAUUUAGCAGGGUGGUCAUGCCCUGCAGGCUCACGUCGCUGAAGUUGAACCGAGAGACCAACGACACGCCCGUGUUGUUCUGCGUCGGCUCCACCGAAAAGCGGAACUUGACCAGGUCGGCAUCGUUGGUGGUCGAGGGGGAGGAAGACGUGGACGUGGAGGGAGCUGUCGAAUCAGGAUGGUCACUAACAUGGUGAGAAGACGGCUGAUGGUCGCCCCUCCUGCUUGCGUGUAGCGGCACUCCCGGCCGGCUGUGGCUGUGGCUGGUCAGAGGGAGAUGUUUGGACAAGGCAUUUGACCUCCUGCCCCUCCUGGUGGCCGUGUCUUGGUCCUGCUUGCACAGCAGCGCCCUCUUGCUGCUCCUGGCCAGACGCGGCUUGGUCAGGAACUUGAGCACGCUCUUGCGCAUCGUGGCCGUCGUGCGCCGACUGGGCGGGGAGGAGGGUGAUGUGGACGUGCCGUCGCCCCACGUGACGAACACGGGAUGGUCGUGUCGUGCGGUGUGGGUGUGGGCGGCACGCGCUAAGGCCAUGAAUAGGGUUGAGACGAGGGGAAGGCGGACGGGGAAUGCUGCCAUCGUCGAUGACUCAUAAAGCAUCUCCCGGUGUCUUCAUGAAGUCAUGACCUCUCUGAUCCGCACGGCAGAUCAGCGUUGUCGUCUUGUUGCUCUUGUCUUGUUUUCGCCGGGGUUCCCUGCUCGCGGUUGCUCCACCAACAAAACUGCCACAAAAGAUCUGCAAGAG